Molecule: messenger RNA, 3903 nt
Organism: Morone saxatilis (striped sea-bass)
Lineage: Eukaryota; Metazoa; Chordata; Actinopteri; Moronidae
Gene: rassf8b
Product: Ras association domain family member 8b
Biological process (GO): signal transduction
Source: RefSeq, a predicted model, not a curated record
UUCUCGGGGUCCAUUUGCGUCGCCAGUGCAAUCGCUGCAGCUUUAACCGGUCCAUCAUGCCUUGCGGUGUCCCAGUUCAGUUCCGAUGUAAUGUACAACAAGCUCUGUGGUCUCCCUCAGUGACGGCCAGAGCAGCAGGCUGACAGACAGAGCGGCAGAUGUUGAAAAAAAGCCCCACGUUUUGUCGGAUGUCCAGCAGCCGGACGGACGCGUGUUUACAUCCACUCGGAUAGAGGCGGGGAUGUGCGCACACCGUUAACUCUGCUGCAGGCGCGGAAUAAACAGGAUCUCCCCGCAAGUGGCCCGCAUCACAUGCAGCGGAAAGUACCGGAUUUUAUUCCAAAGAGAAAUACUGAGGCAACAGCACAACGGGAGAGUGUUUUUUUGUUUUGUUUUAAAUGCUCUGACACACUGUGAUCUACUGCUAAAAAGAGGACGCACCGGCAGGUACACUUUGAUUGAGAAAUGGCGUGAUACGGAACGUCACCUGGCUCCACAAGAGAACCCUGUGGUGUCCCUCAACAAGUGGGGUCAGUAUGCCAGCGACGUCCAGCUCAUCCUCCAACGGACCGGCCCGUCCAUUAGCGAGCGGCCCACCUCUGACGGGCAGGCUCGCGUCCCAGAGCGUGGGUUCUACCGCCAGAGCCUGCCGCCUCUGGCCAAGCUCCGCCCGUCAGGGACAGACCGCUCGCUCAAACGUAGGGAGCCCAAACGCAAGUCCCUGACCUUCACUGGAGGGGCCAAGGGUCUGCGGGAUAUAUUUGGGAAAAGCAAAGACACAGAAGCCAAACAGCCCCAGCAGCGUGGUGUGAGCCUGAACCUGCGUAGGGUUGGAGGUGUUGGAGCGUCAUCUGUACCUGGGAGUCCAGCCAGAGAGCUGAGCCGGCUGGUGCAGCUGCAGAGAGACAAACUCCAGGCCCUGGAGAGCCGUCUGCUGGGCUGCGAGGCUGAGCUGCGAGACUGGGAGGAGGCUGGUGGCGAGGCCAAUGAAGGAGGAAACCUGGAGGAGGAGCUGCUUCUUUUAGAGCAGCAGGUGAGGAGGAACGAUGCAGAGAUGGAGGAGGAGGAAUUCUGGCAGAACGAGCUGCAGAUUGAGCAGGAGAGCGAGCGGCAACUGCGGCAACAGCUAGCUGAGCUGCAGGGCGGUGUACGCGACUGCGAGGCGAAGCUUUCAGAGUACUUAACACACAUACAGAGCAUGGAGGCAGGCCUGGAGCAGGAGCGGCUGCAGCAGGAGGCCGAGCUCAACCAGAAGGUCAAUGAGGAGGAGGUGCAAGCACAGCUGGAGAAGGUGAGGGCUGAGCUGGAAAUGCAGAGCCAGCACACAGCUCGGCUGGAGAGCAGCUGCAGGGCUUUGGAACGCUCACUUGGCCAGUCCAGCAAGAGAUUACAGGAGAAGGAGCAGGAGCUUGAGCAGCUGACAAAAGAGCUACGACAGGUCAACCUGCAGCAGUUCAUUCAGCAGACUGGUACCAAGGUCACCGUGCUGCCUGCCUUGCCUACAGGAGAAAACAACAACGAAGUGGAGUCUGGCUCUCUGAAACGACUUGGCUCUUCUCGUCUCUUGCCCAGUGACCUUCGCACUCUUCAAAGCACCGUGUCCUCCAGCCUCAACCCUGAAGGCAUCUAUGUGUGACCCCAAACUGUCCAGGAGACAUUAUUUUGGCAGCAGGGUAGCCACAUGUUACGAGGACUGUCUCGAUGACUGGAAGGCUCAAGAACUGACUCCCUGAACUGCUGGAAAGCAGGGCACUGAAAUAAACCCAGCUCUAGGAACAACCCUGAGUGUGGAGGAUGUUGGCAAAUGCAUUACAUGGAGGAUGAGUGGUGUAUCACAAAAAAAACCCACAAGAAGACUUUCAUUCAUCUGUUUUGCAUCUUUCCUGCACUGCCUCCUCUUCCAUCUUACUAAGACUAAAACUGAUGUCAAUAUCCAUUUGCAAACAUUUAAUCUACUGUCUGGGUGAGUGAAGAUUUAUUUUAAAUCCCUCUCAGUCCACAAAAGCUACAUUUUCCCAGAAAAAAACAAAAACAAACUACAAGCCAGUAGAUGUAUUUUUGUUGACUGAGGAGGCUUUCGGCCAAACAGUGCAGAUAAACUUCAUUUUUUAAAUCAUGAACUGGAGAGAAUUUCAGGAUGCAAACAGACACAUGUAAACAUAAUCCAUGCACGAGCAUGCACAAACACACCUGUGCUAUAACCAUAGCCAUAUCUGAUUGCCUUACUCUGGUGUUUUAAAACCAGACGUCAAUAAUCUAAUGUUAAAACAGAACUCAAGGUAGCUACUGAUAUAUGCGCCAUAUAAUUAAGAACGCUUAGCACCAAUUCAGGUGAUACCUAGUCAUGGUAACUGAUGUCAGUAUAACUCAACAUUGGCUCCUUUUCUUUGAUAUGUGUAAAUGUUUGUAUUGAUUUUAACCGGAAAUAAAUUAGCUUUCUUAUUUCCUGUGUUUGACAAAAACAGAAAAAUCUUUGCCCAUCAUUUAAAUUAAAUGAUAUAAAAGAAAUUGAGGAGAAAAUAGACGGAGGAACAUCAACUACUGGACAUUUUCAGUGAAAUAGUUUGACUUUAUUUUCAGUUUUGGUGCACACUUGGUGCAGAGCCAUUAAUCUCCUCUUUGUUUCAGUUGAACACUUCUUCCAAAAGCUCUGAAGUGUGUGAAUGGAGCGACGAGCGAUGACAGAGGCCUUUGAGCCCGCAGAGUAAAUACAGCCCUGUAAAUGUUGCAAACAAUGACUGUAUACCCUGUCUGACCACCAGGUGGCGACAAAUCAUAUAUUAUUCAGACAGGUGAAAGUUAACUGUGUUAAAGUUACUCCAGGUCUGAUUUUAUUUGCCUUGGUUCAUUUGUAAUAGGUCAAAUAUGACUGUGUAUAUUGUUUUGUAACAAAGCCUCAGCACUUGAGCUUUCAGUGUAUAAUCUGAAGUUCCACCUAUAUUGUUGGCCAAGUGUUUGCCACGUUUCACUGUGUUCAUCAAGCAGGGACAAACACAAACACACACACUUCUAAAAACAGCAUCACACCAACAUACUGUAGUCUUUUGUCUUUUGAUUUUUAACAUUUUAAUGAACUAAAGAUGUCUCAUAUGAACCAAAGCUAGUGUGUAAAAGAUUAAUAGUUGCAGUAGAUGAAUGUACUUUUUAUAUGGAUGCAACUUACGCCUGUGAAGUGUACCAACUUGAAAUCAAACAGUAGUCGCAUUUAUUUUUAAUGAUUUCGUCAUUUGGAUAGUUGAGCUCUGUCACACAGGAAUAAGAGAGAAGACAUAAAGUUUCACAGGAAAUAAAGGGAUUUGAAAAUUGACAACACCUUUGUUUCUCUACAGGCUACAAUACAAACCAUAUGUAAUAUAUAUUGGGUUUCUGGAAUGAAAUCUCCAAUAGCAUUUGAUCUUAAAAUCAUUUAAAAGUUUGUGGUUGUAUAUCAAACCUGAGAAUUAUGAAUUUGUGGAAAAAAAUAGCAGUUGUAAAAACAAUUGAGAUAAAUAAUAUUUUGGAUGAAUUAUAUCCACAGUACAUGCACAUUUAAGUUACAAGUGUACAUUUUGGCCCUGCUUUGGGCUGUAAAAAUGGGACUUAAAUUCAUACCUGGGAAUUUAAUUUGGCUUAACUUGGAGUGCUGAGUGUCACACACAGUUUUCUUUUCAGUCUGUAUUCAAAUGUUCUGCUUUUUCAGUCUUUGUGCAGCCUCACCUUGGAUGUAACUUGUGCACACAAUACAGUGGUGGUAAGUACAUUUACUGAACAAAUUUGAGGUACUUGUACUUUAUUGGCACUAUUGGCAUAUUUAGAUUUUUCCUCAAGUAACAUUUUGAAUGCAUAACUUUAAGUAAAAGUAGCAAUACCACAGUGUUAAAGUCCCCCUCCACUCAAAAAUCAGUUUUUCUUCUUGUUCCUACA